Magnusiomyces paraingens is the source of this 2616-nucleotide messenger RNA. RefSeq lists its product as uncharacterized. NCBI's taxonomy places the organism in Eukaryota, Fungi, Ascomycota, Dipodascomycetes, Dipodascales, Dipodascaceae. The coding region runs from base 1 to 2616 and encodes 871 amino acids. Gene Ontology annotation, molecular function: protein binding. The record is from RefSeq and is a predicted model, not a curated record. The transcript has a single exon.
AUGACGGCGUCAACAUCUGAAAAGUACAUUGAAGCCCAUAAGAACUUUUUGAUCUUUGAUAGGGCCAAGUUUAAUAGUGACUCUCAGUACAAGUCAUUUGAUGUCUUUCUUGGUGGGGCCCUUUCUGGUACUUAUGGGGUUCUCGAUCUGCCUACUCUUCAACCAGUCUUUACACUUGAUCACGAUGACUAUCCCGCUAAACUCGAUUCCGCUAUUUCCAGUAUAAUUGAAUCCACUGAUCUUGUCAAAGCUAUAGAAACAACCUCGGAUUUCAUUUGUGCUGCCGCUUGUCUUUUACAACUCUUUAUCCAGACAAACUUUACAGGCCCUGCGGCUAGUAUCGACAUUUAUUCAAAGACCGUCAAGGUGGCUGCUGACCAACAAAAGACUUUUGAUUCUGAGAUUAUUGAUUCUUUGCUUAUUGAAGGCGAACCUGUUUACAUUUUGACCAGCAACCCUCAUUUGAUCUUGGCUAGUACGCGUUUUCUCAAGGCUAUCAUCGACAAUGAGAAGCUUUCUGACACUGCUUUAUUACCCUUUGCCAAACUAUGGCUUGCAAGAGUCAGUGUUAUUUACCAAUCACUUCUCGAUAACACUGUGUCCUGUCUCCAUGAACAAGUUUUUGACGGAUAUUCAAUUGCCAAUCUUAAGGGUCUAUUAAACAUGACGGAUUCGACUAUACCUGCCGAUCUCCUUUCCCAACACUUGCAGACAGUCUUUUACGCCGAACUUACACGCGCUGAGCUUGCGUUUGGACUCGAUGCCAAUGCUGAGCGUACCUUGGCUGUUUCUGUAAAAGCUUCACAGCUGCAAAUGGCAAUCACUGGUGUCAAGGGCAAACGUACCAAGUUCCAGCGCACAGAAACACAUCAACUAGUUUUGCUUGCAAAGUCUAAGCACAACAAGGAUGACGACCCAGACGACAGUUUUGAUUCGCUUCCACCACCACCCAUUGCCCUUGAGCUCAAUUCAGAUUUGUUGCUUGACAAAAUUAGUUACACAAAGAUUUCCGAUAACGAAGAUAUAUUCCGCGAUUACGAGUCUCUUCCGGAAGAGUUGCGCAACUUGGAUCCGAACCGACAACCAACUUUGCAGGAUAUCGACUCUGCACUUGUUUUGCUGAAGUUGGCCUACAUUAAGGAGACUUCUACUUCUGAUAACAUUCUAACACAAGAAGAAAUGCUUGCAUUAGCUAACCGUAUUAUUGAAAGUAAGGAUGGUAGCGUCAACUGGUGCUUGUAUAGUCGUGCGCUUUGGGAACGCAGUGUACUUGAGUCUCGUGCUGCGCAGACAGUAGAGCGUGGAACUUUGCAGAUGCAAAGUCUGGUGGAAGAACUGGGCCAAAAUUCCGCAACUUUUCUUGCUACGCCACAAACUGACAACAUUUCUGAGCGGUUGUCUUACAUCCACUCUCUGGUUCCACUGCCAAAAUGGGCUAUGGAUUCGAAACUGGCAGAGCAGUUCAUGAGCAUUGGUUCAAUUAAGUCUGCAAUUGAGGUAUACGAACGAUUGGCUAUGUGGCACCAAGCUGCUCUGUGUUACGCAGUUGUCGGCCAGGAAAACAAAGCCCAAGAAGUUUUGAGAGAUCACUUGGCCAAACAUCCCAAAGAUGCUCGGGCUUGGAGCAUUCUUGGUGAUAUUAACCAAGAUCCUGAACUGUGGAAGCAUGCUUGGGAUGUUGGCAAGUACCCUGGUGCUCGCCGAUCACUUGCAUCGUACUACUAUAACCCGCCUAAAUCUGCAGGUAUUCCAAGAAAUAUUGAUCUGGCCAUCAAAUACAUGAACGAGGCCCUUAGGAUUAACCCAAUGCACUUCAAAACUUGGUUCAUGUAUGGGUGUGCUGGAUUGGAAACAGAGCAGUAUGAACUUGCUGCAGAGGCCUUUACUCGAUGUGUUGCGUUGGAAGAUGAUAGUGGUGUUUCAUGGAGUAAUCUUGCUUCUGCGUUACUACGUCUCGACAAGAAGAAGGAGGCACUAAAUGCGCUAAAACAAGCCGUAAAGUACGUCACUAGCAAGCUCAAAUGGAAAGUUUGGAGUAAUUAUGUUACUGUUGCAACAGAGUUGCAGGAGUGGUCUGAAGUACUUCUCGGCAUGCGUGAGGUCCUCAAGCUGAGCAAAAAUGACGUCGAGUCAGCUGGCGAUGUUGCUGUACUAGAGCAAUUAUCUAACGUCCUUGUACGGACUGACUGGAAUCCUUCUUCACUUACAUUUUUUCAAAAAUCGGCUACUGAACUUUUCACAUCAACACUCCCUCCCCUUAUUACACACAACCCACGAUUGUGGCGGGUUGUUUCACGUGUGGAGCUAUGGCGUGGACAUCCUUGGGCUGCUCUAGAUGCUUACGAAAAGGGGUUCCGAAUCUAUACCCAUCAGCCACAGGUGGAAAUCGAGGAAGCCGUUUGGAACGAAGCCGUGGAAUUUUGUGGAGAACUUGUGGACGCAUACGCCAAUUUGGGUCCUCGCGAAGGUCGACUGGGAGAAGAUACUGUUGUUUGUGCCAACCAUAAGUUCAAGGCGCGAUCUGCAGUGAGAUUACUCAUUGGCAAGGGCAAAAAAUACUGGGAGGAUAGUCCUGGAUGGGAGAAGCUUCUUGAAAUUAAAGAAUCAAUUGAGUAG